AUGAAAUUGAUAUAUGUUUUAGUUCAGAUCCAAAGACGUUGUUUUGUUGGUGGACUAUGUCAAUUUUAUUCGAAAAGUAUUGGAAUCAUUCUCGAUGAUAUCUUACGUGAUCAUAUUCAACCAAAUAUCUCACUAAUGAAACAAUCAUUUAUUAUCAAAAUGAGUGUCCUUAUAACAAUAUUCAUGUUUGCUGCAGGUUUAGUCAACAGUAUUUUCUCGAUUGUAACAUUUCAAAACAAAGAAACACGCAAAUUCAAUUUCAUUGAACGUAUAUUCAAUCCUAUAGAAACAUCAUUCAAUCAACCAAAACUGUCUUCAUCUGCUUGCUGGGAUCCUCAUACCGUCACACUUACAACUGAUGUGGAAGUCGAAUUUGUACCAGUCAGGAUCUUCGUUGAUAGAAAAAAUACUAUUUACGUCACUGAUAUUUACAAUGAAGCUGUCCACGUAUGGCGUCAAGACACUAACGCCACGAUGAAGACUACCAUCAAAACAAGUUUUAAACCUUUUUAUUCGUUCACUGAUAAUGAUGGAUACAUUUUUACUAGUAUUUCAGAAGGAUCAGUAAUGAAAUGGUCAUUAAAUACAGUAGAAGCUGUUAUAGUGAUUAGAACGGAAAGUGAGUGCUUCGGACUAUCCAUUGAUAUAAAGAACAAUCUUUACUGCUCUUUAUCGAUUGAACAUCGAGUUGUGCGACAGACCCUGGAUGUGGAUUCGAGUACACCAAUUACUGUGGCGGGCACUGGUAAAGCUGCAUCGACUUCUGAUGCACUGUAUAAUCCUAGAGGGAUUUUUCUAUCCAUCAAUUUGGAUUUAUACGUGGCAGAUUGUUCGAAUAAUCGAGUUCAACUCUUUGAACAUGGACAAAAGAAUGGAGUGACGGUAGCGGGAAAAGAUAAACUACUAAGCAUUACACUCUCAUGUCCAACAAGUGUCUUUCUGGAUGAGAAUAAUAACAUAUUCAUCCUUGAUUCCGGCAAUGGCCGUAUUAUGCGAUCGACUUCUCAAGGAUUUGAUUGCGUGGUCGGAUGUUCAGCCAUCACUGGUUCAGCAUCACAUCAGAUGCACGGCCCGCUAGAGGCCGUUUUCGAUACCUUCGGCAAUAUAUUCAUCGCUGACUUUGGUAAUGAUCGCAUUCAAAAAUUUCAGCUUACAAAAAAUAUUUCUGGUAAGUUAAAUAAACAAUGA
Molecule: messenger RNA, 1188 nt
Organism: Adineta ricciae
Lineage: Eukaryota; Metazoa; Rotifera; Eurotatoria; Adinetida; Adinetidae
Source: the annotation of a GenBank genome assembly